This is a messenger RNA of Umbelopsis ramanniana AG, 1260 nucleotides long. RefSeq lists its product as uncharacterized. The transcript has 3 exons. NCBI's taxonomy places the organism in Eukaryota, Fungi, Mucoromycota, Umbelopsidomycetes, Umbelopsidales, Umbelopsidaceae. The record is from RefSeq and is a predicted model, not a curated record. The coding region runs from base 1 to 1260 and encodes 419 amino acids.
AUGAUCCUUGGAAUAUUGAAAAAUCAGUUGAAAGCGGAUCACCUUUCGACAGCGUUGAAAGCGUCUUGCCCCAUCGUAAAUAGAGAUGCAGAUGAUUUGCUCCUGGAUUUGCAUAAAUCAUGGUUAGCGGACAAAAAUCAAAAGACUGAAUUGAUGGUAAAUGACCUCAAGAAUACAAUUAAUAAAGCUUACGACGAAGUAGAACAAGAACCUUCACAAUCGGAGUUAAAACGACCACGACCAUGGACAGUCAGAGAAUUAUCCAUACUACAUGCUCUUUAUCCCAUUCUGGAUCACGAUUACGAUUCUUAUACGUCUAUCAUACCAGAAAGAACAGCUGCACAGAUUGCUACCAAGAUACAAACCGAAUAUGCACGAGGAUAUCUGGGAGAUCAUCAAGCCAAUGAUCAUUAUAAACAAACAAAGGCGAUCCAGUAUGAAGUAUUUCACGACACAGCAAGCCAGAUGGGGUUGCUCAAGGAUCGACAACCCAAUCGUCAAGCGUCUAAGGUGAAUGAGUCGGAGCCUGCCGUACAGAUCCCUGCUCCAUUCGCAACCGACGAAUCUGCACCCAAUGGUUCAACACUCACCGAGCCAUCGUCAUCCGCUGCAAUAAAGCUCCCACGUCGAGCAGGACGGGGUAAAAAAUCUGAAUUGGUCGCAGCAGAGGACGAACGAAUUGGAUUGACAGAACCUCGACGAGUUGGACGUUCAAGAAAAUCUGAUAUGGCCACUGCACAGAAGGAAAAAAUGACAACUACUGUAAAUACGUCACCUCGUCGUAUGGGACGCCCCAGAAAAUCCGACCUAGCUGAUGCACAGGGGAAAGGAUCAAAUGCAACCGCACCUCGUCAUCGUGUCGGGCGUCCGAGAAAAUCCGAGCUGGCUGACGCCCCCAAGGAAGGAAGAGAGGGCAUUGAAUCUCGUCGAGUUGGACGACCGAGAAAUUACGAGCAUUUUGACCAACCAGAGGAACACACACAAUCCAUCGACACCACAUCCCUUAGUCCUGUGGACAGUACCAGGAAAUUCGAAAGCGAUGGCUCAGAGCAAGAACGGUGGAGUGAGCUUACAUCCCCUCGCCGUGGUGGACAUUUCAAAAGAAUUGAGGGCGGUAAAAUAAAAAAAGCAGAGACGUUGCCCAUUUCCAGUCAUUCCAGGAAGACGACAGCGGGAAAAAAGCCGACCACAGCGAGCUCCACACCUGCAAGUUCACCAGGAACACAGUCGCCACCAAAUUCUUCCUGUCUAGCUUCUUGA